Loa loa (African eye worm) is the source of this 891-nucleotide messenger RNA. Its product is annotated as zinc finger protein. The transcript is spliced from 3 exons. The record is from RefSeq and is a predicted model, not a curated record. Bases 1 to 315 code for a protein of 104 amino acids. Lineage: Eukaryota; Metazoa; Nematoda; Chromadorea; Rhabditida; Onchocercidae.
AUGAAAGAUCAUAAUAGAACUCAUACCAUUGAGAAGCCGUACGUUUGUUCGAUGUGCAACAGUAGUUUCCCUCAAUCAUGCAACAGAAGGACCCAUAUGAGAACUCGUACCGCUGCGAACCCAACGUACUGCUUCGAUUUUAAAUGUUCUCAGUUGGACGAAGAAGACAACGACGAAAUAGAUGAAAUGCAUAUUGAUGCUCACCGUGAAAUUCCAAAAUCUCUCAUAAUGCGAUACUUUGAAAAGCAGAUGACACUCUCUAUCGAAAUAAAUGAAAUAGAUCUUACCGGAUGGAAUUCGUGGAAGAGAUUUUGACACAAACGACCAGUCACUUCUGUUAGGUAUUGUUCAAGUAUCGUCUGUAUAAAUAAUCGUCCGAAUGGGAGUGGCAAACUAUCCAUUCAUAAUCUUUGUCCACGUAUAAUAAUGUAAUUGUAGCAAUUGCUGUUUAAUCCUUCCUACUGAAUAAUUUCAUUUUAGCUGGUAUAUUGCACUGUGGAAAUUAAUUUAUGCAAAGCAGUCACAGCAUUUUUUGUACAAUUUUAUUUCGCCUCAGUUUUCCCAAACCUUCAAAACUGAGGCAAUAUUAGAGAGGGAAAAACUGCAUUGCUACAUUUCUUGUAAUUGUAAUUGGUAAUUGACACUGUUAAUUUACAUGUGUUAAAUGAUUUCAUCAGACGUUUGUUCGGACUCCAUAUCCAUUCUUGAAUCGGUUUCCAAAUUUGUUGCAUGUACUGCGUGUGUGUUUGUGUAUGUCUGUGUGUGUGUGUGUCUGUUUUUUGUACUUGUCUAAAUUAAAAUUUCACUUUAUUAUUUUCAUAUUAUAGCAUAUAAAAUGAUGAAAGCAAUUGUUAAGUGAAUGAAUUAUAAUAUCAGUCGAUGGUGUCCAGA